GUCCAACAAAUCCACUGAAUUUUAUUAAAAUUAUAACUGAAAAACUUUAAAAAGAAACGGCCUAGUCGUGCCAACCACGGUCUUUCCUCUUGCGACAAUAGUGGGCAUAAAAAUAAAGAUGGCAACGCUACCGCCCCGUAAGAGUCAGACGCCAACACGGAUAUGCAUCUCCAAGCAGCAUUUGACGCCGCUUCAAACAUUGCUCCAAAUGGGCUUUCCACGGCACAGAGCAGAGAAAGCUUUGGCGUCGACAGGGAACCGAGGUGUGCAAAUCGCUUCGGACUGGCUGUUGGCUCAUGUGAACGACGCCUCUUUAGAUGAGUGCGCCCCACGCGAAUACAUCAUAUAUGCAUGUCCCACGGGACCAUUCCUGCAGCAGUUGGAGGAGUUCUGGUCAAAAUCACGUCAAAUGUGCGGCUGGAACGGUGCCCACAACUACGUGCCCCACAUCACACUUGUGUCUUUCUUUAAGGCUCCGGACGAAUGCUCGCUGCAGCUUUCAAAGGCUCUGAAGCAAGUGGUCGACAUGACGGGUGCACUAUUGGAUCGCCCACUCAAGCUGGAGCCGUAUAUGAGCCAGAACUUUAUGGGCUUCUUUGUGGCCGAAGAGGAUGCCAACUAUCUGAAGCGUUUGGCUCUGCAAUACGUCAAGGAGGUGUCCAACUCAAUCAUUAGCGAUACGUAUGAGCAGCUGGACGCCAUUGUGGCCUGUUUCCCCUGGUGCGGAGCGGUCUCCUCGGGCACCCGCUGCAUACCACGCAGCAGUCGAUCCAUCUCACUCGAGCCCCACGUAAAGAGCCUGCACCUGACGCUCGCCUACCAGUUCCCGCAGGCACAAUUCAAUGCACUGAAAGCACUCGUGGAAACACUAGACGCCGGCUGUGCCUCCAAUUGGGAACUGCGCCUGUACUCCCGCGAUCCACGGCUCGCCACCAAACAAGUACAGAAAGUCGUCUAUCCGCACAAUCCACACGAAACGGAUGAGCUGGAGCUGCGCAUUGGCGACUACAUCUACUUGAACAGCGACGUUGUCGACAGCUCCAGUGACGGCUGGGCCGAGGGAAUCUCCUGGCUCACUGGCAGCACGGGUCACCUGCCCGUCAACUACACCGAACGCACUGCCGAAUCAGACGCUUGGACCCUGCAUCGCGUUGUCCAGCUGUCAAAGAGUGUCGCCUCCUCGCUGACAUCUGCCGAAGAUCUGGACAUUGUGGACGGCCGCAGCAUAUCCACAGAGCCCGAGGAACGUCGGCGGCAGAGUACUUUACAUCCCGAGAUAAUUGAGGGAUCGUCGUUUGAAGAGUCCGAGCAGAGCGUGGAGAAAUACUUGCGACAGACGCUAAAACCCUGCCUGGAACUGCCAUCGGUGCAAUUGCUAAACAGCCACAACUUGAGCCAUCAGCACAAUCCGCACACACCCACAAUUGAGAUAACGACCAAUAUGUCUUCCUGCUCCACAUCGAUGUCCAAGCAGGUGGUGGACGAGAUUCUUGUGGAACCACCGGCAGCGCAGCCACCACGUCCCGAUGACACGCUCAGCGUCCACUCGGAUCACUCGAUGCAUCCAUGCUCGCUGGAUGCCUCGCAGACGAAGAACCGCAAGGUGUACAUCAUGCGUCAUGGGGAGCGAGUGGACUUUACCUUCGGCACCUGGAUCCCCUACUGCUUCGAUGAGUUUGGCAAUUACAUGAGGAAGGACCUCAAUAUGCCCAAGACCCUGCCACGUCGCAAGAACAGCCCCGAGGGCUGGCAGAACGAUUCGCCGUUGACCAAUGUGGGUGUCUUCCAGGCAAAUCUCAUCGGACAGGCUCUGCUUGAAGCUAACGUUCAGGUCGAUCAUGUCUACUGCUCGCCCUCGUAUCGCUGCAUUCAGACGUGCACCAGUGCCCUCGAGGGCCUGCAGCAGAGCGGACAGCACAAGAUCAAGCUGGAGCCGGGCUUGUUUGAGUGGAUGGCCUGGUACCCCAGCGGUAUUCCCGACUGGCUGACCAAGAGUGAAUUGAUUGAGGCCAAGUACAACAUCGAUUUGGAGUAUGAGCCCGUACAGCCCUCGGGGGAGCUGACCGCCAGCCUCAAGGAGUCCACAGAACAGUUCUAUACCCGCAAUCACGAUGUUCUGCUGCAGCUUCUGGAGCGUACAACUGGCAAUAUUCUUGUGGUGGCUCAUGCAACGACACUGGACACUUGCUCACGCCAGUUGACGGGUGGAGCUCCGCGGAGCACCAACGAGCUACGACAGGUCAUACACAAGAUUCCCUACUGCAGUCUGGCCACUGUGGAGCAGGUGGAUGGCGUCUGGAAGCUGGUGGAGCCCGAGUGCCUGCCGGUGACGCACUCGAAGAACCCGAGAUUCGAGUGGAAUGCCUUGGCGACCACCUAGUGCCAGUGCUUGGAGCAGUUUCUAUGCAAGCACUGAGACUUGAUCGAGCCUAUCGAGAAAGAAUUUUAGCUCGCUUUUGUCUGCUUUUGUCCGCUCGAACAUUGAAGGUGCAAGAAAAAUUGUUUUGUGACUGCCAUAUACAUAAAAACAAAUAAGGAACGAUACUGAAAGCUAUGUAGAUAUGGAAUUCAGUUUUGUUGCGAUACAAUAAUGCAUAUUAAACAUAAAUCAAUAAUGCUGCAUUAGCCAGUUGAAGGGAAUCGAAUCAAGAGAGGCGAGACCCAGUACUUUAUUGCAAUCAAUAUGCAAACCAAUAUAUAUUUACGCAGAGUAUGAAUACCACUAUAUCCCAGUACUUUUUGGAGCAGUAGCUCAACGCUUUAGAAACAUGCAAAACAUAUAUAGUUUAGCUUGCCCUGUUACUAGUUUAGUUAGAUCACUCGUUAAGCCUUUGCUGCGUAGCGCAGUGUUUGAUUAGCAACCUAAUAAAUGCCAAGAGGCAGAGUUCUUACCAUCAACACAAAUGUUGAGAUUAUAUCCAUACGUAAAUCCUCCUAUAUCCUAUACAUAUAUAGUCUUUAUAUAUCGAUCGUAUCGAAUAGUUUUAGAAGUAUCUACAACAUAAUGGAACAAUAAACUAUACAAUAAUACAUUUGUAAUGCCAAAUUUUCCACCCACCCAAUCCAACUCCACAUAAGUAGAACAGAAAUCCACGUGAAUAUUGAUCGCAGUGUCUUGCACGACUCUGAAGGGGUCGAUUCUUUAUUUAUUGCGCAUAGAAUUAGAUUAGUAAUGUAAUUUGUUUUAGUUUUUUAAAUCUAUUAAUAUAAUUGCUGAACGUUUUGUUUUUACUUGAAUUACA
Molecule: messenger RNA, 3242 nt
Organism: Drosophila guanche
Lineage: Eukaryota; Metazoa; Arthropoda; Insecta; Diptera; Drosophilidae
Gene: Epp
Product: protein UBASH3A homolog
Exons: 8
Coding region: 119-2380 (753 amino acids)
Molecular function (GO): protein binding
Source: RefSeq, a predicted model, not a curated record